ACCUAGAAAAGGAGAGGCAGAAAGAUCUUCUACCCAUUGGUUCACUCCCCGAAUGUCCAAUCUGUAUCCAAGAGCCUCUUCUUGAUUUCCCAUGCAGGUGCAGGAGGUCGUGGGCCUUACUCCGCUGCUUUUCCAGGCCAUCCACAGGGGGCUGGACAGGAAGUAGAACAUCCGAGACAUGAAUCGAUGCUCAUUUGGGAUCCUAGCACUCGAAGAGGGUGCGGUAAGCCAAUUGGGCCAUCAUGCCGGGCCCACCCUAAGCAGUUUUCAAAUCGGAUGCCUUCACUCAGAAGUGAAAGUUUUAACGACUUGUACUAGGCCAAAGAAUACUUUGUGUUGUUUUUUUUUUUAAAGAAUGUCUGACAUCUUUCACUGUAUUUGCUUUUUUUAAAGCAUCAUUUUUCUUUGGGUUAGAAAGGGAUGGGAAGAAAGAAAGGGAAAGAUAAUCUAUUUUGGGGUUCACUCUCUGAACGCUUGCAAUAUCUGGGGCUUUCAAGCGACGGGCACGGACCCCAGUGCUAGAGGUACCAUUUGCUGCCUUGCAAGGCGUGCACCAGCAGGAAUCAGGAGUUGGGACUCCCCACGUGAUGCAGGCAUCCCAAGGGCUGUCUGUCGCACCUGCUGCACCCCUCAAUCCUCACUGGCAGCUUUUACUCAAGCGCCCACUCGUGCCUUUGUGCUAAUUGUUGAGCUAUUCCCAGAGAAGUAGCAGGCAUCUUUGGUCCUAGCCAGUUGUGUUCCAUUAUCUGUAGGAGUUUUCUUGGUUUCUACAAGUUAGUGGCUGGCAGGACUGCCAAAAGAUAAAUCACGUUAUGAAACAUUCCAUUCCUCAGAACUAACAAAUAUUUUAUCUGGAUACAUGAGCAAGACUCCCAUGAGCAAAGAAUCAUCUAAAAUGAACUUGAUUUUGUCCAGGAAGGAUGAGAUGCAAUACUCAGAAAAGGAUUGUACUAUACACAAGAUGGUAGAUGUUCAUUUUUCAAUGCUGAUAGUUUUAUGUUCAGCUCACGGAGGUGUGAAGAAAAGGAUUGAGCCUAGGACAACUUUUGAAGGUUUUUUUUUUUUUUUUUCAUGUCUCAGUGACUGAUGAACAUGACAGGCCAGAAUUCACCUGCCAACUCUAAGGAUCAUUAGUGUGUCGUUAAGCUCUUUGUGCCUCAGUGGCCAAGCCUAUAAAAUGGGCAUCAUUCCAGCAUGUACACACCUAAGAUUAUGAUGAUAAUGGAAUAAGAUCAGGUUGCUGAAGUACUUGGUGUGUAAAUAAACGCCUUUUAAACAAUCAUAUAGCAUUACUAAUGGCCUGUGAUUUUGUUUGAUCACUUCUCUUUAACAGGGGGCAUCUCUGGUGCUGUGGUUCUCAGCUGGGAUUGAACUUGACCUCAAAGCCAGGGGAGACUUGGCAGUGUGCGGAGAGAUGUGGAAAAGUGGUGCUACAGGCCCACACAAGUCGGAGAAACCUUGCUUUCAAGUCUAAGAAGCUCAUGGGAUUCACUCGCAUGGUUGCACUUGUCUGUGGCAGUUAUGGUGUCCUAACAACAGUGUUGCUGAGAGAGAACACCCACAUAUUGUUACACUCCCUGAAUGACCCCGACGCCGGAUCAACACUGGACCCAGGAGCUGGAAUGCACAGGAACAGGUCUCCCACAUGUGUACCAGGAACUAAACCACUUGAGUCAUUACUACCACGUUAGCAGCACAUGACUAGAACAUUUCACGGCCUCGACGGGCAAGUCGUUAAGCAGGACUCAGGAAUAUGGAUCAAUGGCUUUGAUUACACUGGGAUGUCGCAUAUCACCCCGCACAUCCCCGAGAUCAACGACACCAUCCGGGCUCCCUGUGAGGAGAGCGCGCCCCUCUGCGGCUUCCCGUGGUACCUGCCCGUGCACUUCCUCAUCAGGAAAAACUGGUACCUUCCCGCCCCAGAAGUUUCUCCGAGAACUCCUGCUCAUUUCAGACUUGUAUCCAAAGAACAGACACCUUGGGAUUCUGUAAAGUUGACUUUUGAAGCAACAGGACCCAGCCACAUGUCAUUCUACGUGCGCGCUCACAAGGGGUCCACCCUCUCGCAGUGGUCUCUGGGCAAUGGCACCCCGGUCACAAGUAAAGGGGGGGACUACUUUGUCUUCUACUCCCACGGACUCCAGGCUUCCGCGUGGCAGUUCUGGAUAGAAGUGCAGGGCUCGGCGGACCAGCCUGAAGGCAUGGUCACUGUGGCCAUCGCCGCCCACUAUCUCUCCGGGGAGGACAAGAGAUCGCCAGCACUGGACGCCCUGAAGGAGAAGUUUCCAGACUGGGCGUUCCCCUCCGCCUGGGUGUGCACCUACAGUGUCUAUGUGUUUUGAUCUUGUGACUGAGCGUGAAGCAUGUGGCCAGUGGAUAAUUCCUGUGACACAGUCUCUCCCUGGGUCACGUGGAUGUUUGUAACUCAAGUCACUGAAUUUUAAUGGAGAAAUGUUGGAAGAACUUCGGUUAGCACUUUUCAGGGCCCAACACUGCAAUGGUUAAGCUGUGGGACAUACAUGGCCUGCUGACACUUGACACUGCCAGUCCUCUGGCACUUAAGCACAAGCGGGCAUCGCCACUGUCAUUCUGUGACCUUCAGGACAGAAGCCCAUGACCACUGCAGUAGCCACUCCUCCAGGAUCAAGGACAUAAACUGAGGCCAUCCUUAAGGAGACAGAAGUCCUAGCCAGCCCGCGUGCUGCCUCAGGGGAAGCAGCUCUCGAGGUCUAACUGGGGGGCCCUGGGAAGGGACAGUCCUGCAGAUGGGACACUGGGCCACGCAGUGGACUUUAGGCCCCAGCCUGUGCUGAGCCACCUGGCCCCGAGGGGAGCAGGCUGGGGUCACCACAAGUUGACAAGGGGUCCCCGAAACGGACUCUUUCCCUCUGAAAUGUGCUCCACUUCCCUAGGGAUUCUUGCAGACUUUUUAGGUUCCAAAUUAUUUUCUGUGCAAGUCCUUAACUUCCUCAGCACUGACCUGCCGCUCUGGUUACCAUGGGGUAGAGCAGAGUGGAAGGGGGAAGGUGGGGAUUUUAUAAGUAUUAUUUUUUUUCUCGUGGGAGUCUUCUAUUUUACAAGGUUAAUCCUUUAGGACAUGAUGUCCUGGCUGAAUUGGGGCCUUUUGUUCUCAACCGUGCCCAGUGCUUGUGUCGUCACUGACGGGGAAGAUGGGCAUGCGACACACGCUGAUCUGGGCUCUAGCUAUGACGUCAGUGGUAAACUGCUGAGCUUUCUGGAUAAAUUCUAUGAAACGACAGGCCAGGAGAUAGGUGAGAAAAAAGGCACAGCCAAAAGGGGGAAAACAAAGUUGGCAUCUCCUGGGAGUCCAGGCAUUGCAGCGCGCCCUCAGGGCGCCAGGGGCAAGGGCGCAGGGCCGGGAUGUGCUCGCUGGAGCCUGGGCUGCGGCAGUCACUGUCUGGUAGACAGGCUGUGCUGUUUCAGGUGUUUCAGGUGUCUGGCUUGUGCUCCUCUCCUGCCGGGUCUUGUUUGUAACCGUUAGCACAGUUGAGGGCUUAGACUCACACUUGUAAGGGAAAGGAAAGAGACCAAUGAAUUUGCAGACAGGCACACUGCCCCGUGGCUAACAUAAUCACUAGAAAUUAGUACGUAGGAAAGCCACCCCCCAUCUCACCUUGAGGACCUUCUGUGAGAGCUGCUGCCUGCGUGGCCUCCUUGGGAAAGGAUGCUGGGACUCCUCAGCAGGGGUCACGGCUGUCCUCGGGGGUACUUUCCUCCUCAGCAUUAUGGUAGUUUUGAUGCUGUAUAGUCAGUAACAAG
Ochotona curzoniae (black-lipped pika) is the source of this 3780-nucleotide messenger RNA. RefSeq names its product endoplasmic reticulum metallopeptidase 1-like. The transcript has 7 exons. NCBI's taxonomy places the organism in Eukaryota, Metazoa, Chordata, Mammalia, Lagomorpha, Ochotonidae. The coding region runs from base 1698 to 2342 and encodes 214 amino acids. The record is from RefSeq and is a predicted model, not a curated record.